Messenger RNA from Wickerhamiella sorbophila, 1248 nucleotides. Its product is annotated as Mannose-6-phosphate isomerase. Gene Ontology annotation, cellular component: cytosol. Gene Ontology annotation, biological process: carbohydrate metabolic process; GDP-mannose biosynthetic process. Lineage: Eukaryota; Fungi; Ascomycota; Dipodascomycetes; Dipodascales; Trichomonascaceae. The transcript has a single exon. The record is from RefSeq and is a predicted model, not a curated record. Gene Ontology annotation, molecular function: mannose-6-phosphate isomerase activity; zinc ion binding. The coding region runs from base 1 to 1248 and encodes 415 amino acids.
AUGUUGGUAGAACUUUUAUGUGAUGUGCAAACCUACGAUUGGGGCAAGCUAGGCAAGUCCAGUGCAGUUGCACGUUUUGCCGCAGCUCAAUCUCCCGAUUUCCAUAUUCAGGAGUCUACUCCAUACGCGGAGCUGUGGAUGGGCACCCACCCCAAGGCGCCCUCGCAGAUCAAGGGCGGCAAGGAGAAUCUGCGAGAGCUUGUUGCAGGCAAUGACAAGCUGCUAGGCGAGAAGGUUGCUGCCAAAUUCGGUGACCAGGAGAUUCCCUUCUUAUUUAAGGUUUUGUCUAUUCGUAAAGCCUUGUCUAUUCAGGCGCACCCGGAUAAAUUGUUGGCGCGUCAGCUUCAUGCCCGAGACCCCAAGAAUUAUCCAGAUGAUAACCACAAACCUGAAAUGGCAAUUGCACUAACAGACUUUGAGGGUUUCUGUGGAUUUCGUCCUGCGGCUGAGAUCUCCUCAUUCUUGAAGAUUGUCCCCGAGUUUGCCGAACUUGCAGGGCAAGCAGGAACCGCUUUCUGCGCCGCAGUCGACAAAGAUCCCAAGGGUGAGCAUCGCGAAGAGCUCCAGGCGCUGUUUGGAGCUGUGAUGGGCGCGCCUCAGACCACGAUUGAUCCGCUGGCCGAGGCACUGUCUGAGCGUGCGGCUCGUGAAAAGGAGCAGUUCUGCGGCUGCCAUGGUGGACUUCCGCUUGCGGACUUGAUUCAACGGGCAAGUGCCGACUUUCCCCGAGACGUUGGCGUGUUCUGCGGCGGUAUGAUGCUCAACUACUGCCGUCUCAAGAAGGGCGAAGCGAUGUUCCUUAAAGCUAAAGACCCACACGCCUACAUUUCUGGUGAUAUUAUUGAGUGUAUGGCGGCCAGCGACAAUGUGGUGCGGGCCGGAUUUACCCCCAAAUUCAAGGACGUUCAAACACUGGUUGACAUGUUGACCUUCGAUACUGCUCCGGUGAGUGAGCAGAAAAUGACCCCGGCGCCAUUUGCUCGUGCGCAUGGCGGAGAAGCACUCUACUUUGAUCCUCCCAUUGAGGAGUUUGGUGUUCUGCAGCUGACCACCGGCACAAAGUCCGCCGUCGACGCUUUGGAGGGCCCCUCUAUCUUUAUUGUCACUGAAGGACAAGGCACAGUCAAGGCAGGGGACGCUAGCAUCAAAUACACGGCCGGCUCUGUAUUUUUUGUGGGUGCCGGGACCGCGGUAGAGCUCGAGGCGAGCGAGCACACUGUUUCAUACCACGCAAUUUGCGAAGUCUAG